AAUCUUAAAACAGUCUGCUUCAUCUAAGCCCUCAUAUUAUAUUUAUGCAUUAAAAAAAUCUAACUUUACCAAUACAAUGUAUGCUUAUGUUCAUGUCUCAAUUAUGAUGAGGAAAGAAUCCCCUCAUGUCCUCUCUCAGCAGUUUGUCCAUUUAAACUCUUUCAUUGGAUCCUGCUCCACAUCUCCAUCCAGCACAUUUGAGUUCUGAGGCAGAGCUCCAGACACCAGAUGUCAUGACACUAUCAUCUCUGUAUGCUUCACGGGUCUCACUCCACCCACUUGGACCUCCAUGUUUUUUUUGUCCCAUCAGGCUAAUCUGAGAGAGUCCUGAGAAAGUCUGGCCUCCUCCCUUCUGUUCUAUAGAUGUGUCUGGAGUAAAGAGCAGAUCUGUUGGCUCAACAGCACCGUCAACAACACCUCAGCCCAAUGUCUGCCAAAGGAAUGAGGAACAGGGGUGGUAAAUGUCUGAAGGCGGUUCAUACAGUAACCGAGGCUUUGAAAAUCCUCUAUCGGCAAAAACUGCUCCCACUGGAGAAGUACUAUGGUUUCUCCGAUUUCCACUCAUCAAGCCUUGAAGAUGCAGACUUUGACAACAAACCCAUGAUACUGGUGUUGGGCCAGUGCUCUACAGGCAAGACCACUUUUAUCAGGUAUCUUCUUGAACAGGAGUAUCCUGGAAGCAGAGUUGGCCCAGAACCGACAACCGACAGUUUCACAGCAAUAAUGCAUGGAGAGAUGGAGGGAAUUAUUCAUGGCAAUGCUUUAACUGUUGAUCCCAAUAAGCCUUUCCGCAAACUCAGCCCAUUUGGAACAACUUUCCUAAAUCGAUUCCAGUGUGUACAUCUGCCCAAUCGGGUCCUAGAGAGCAUCAGCAUCAUCGACACACCAGGGAUCCUGUCUGUGGCCAAGCGCAAAAUGGACAGAGGUUAUGACUUUCCUUCAGUUAUCCGCUGGUUUGCGGAGCACGUAGACCGGAUCAUCCUCCUGUGUGAUGCACACAAGCUGGAGAUUUCUGAUGAGUUUUCCCGCACUAUACUGGCAUUACGAGGCAAUGAGGACAAGCUCCGAGUGGUGCUCAACAAGGCCGACAUGGUGGACUCGCAGGAGCUGAUGCGGGUCUACGGCGCCCUCAUGUGGUCUCUCGGGAAGGUCUUCUGCACCCCGGAGGUCCUGAGGGUCUACAUCGGCUCCUUCUGGACCGCUCCGAUGCGAAUCACAGACAACCGCAAACUGUUUGAGCGAGAGGAGGGAGAUCUUUUUGCAGACCUUCAGAACCUGCCAAGAAAUUCUGCCCUGAGAAAACUCAAUGAUCUGGUGAAACGAGCACGCCUUGUAAGGGCUCAUGCUUAUAUCAUCAGCUGUCUAAAAGACGAGAUGCCUGUUGUUUUCUGCAGAGGAAAGAAGCGGCGAGAUCUCAUCUAUGACCUUCCCACCAUCUAUUCCAGAAUCCAACAGCGCUAUCAGAUUUCACCAGGAGAUUUUCCAGACUGUGCCAAGAUGCAGGAGCGACUCAUGAGCCACGACUUCAAGUUUAAAGGCCUCAAGCCCAAGCUCUUAGCUGGGUUGGAUGAGCUCCUAAACACCGACAUUGCUAAGCUGAUGCCUCUUCUACGCCAAGAGGAAGAAGAAGCAGCUGAUCAACUUUUAAUACAAGGAGGACCUUUAGGGUCUCACAGGGGCCCGUUUAUUGUGGGGAACCCAUUUCAUCACUCUGGAUCCAAUGGAGAAAUCGAUCAGGCGUCAAAUGAUGAAUGGGUGGUGUCAAAAGAUAAAGCAAAGUACGACGAGAUCUUUUACAACCUCUCGCCUCAUGAGGGAAAGCUGACUGGGACUAAAGUGAAGGAGUGGAUGUUGCGCACUCAUCUGCCCAGCUCGGUCCUGGGACGAAUCUGGAAGCUGGCAGAUGUGGAUUGUGAUGGUAAGUUGGACGAUGAGGAGUUUGCUUUGGCCGGUCAUCUCAUUGAGGUAAAGUUGGAAGGUUUUGGGCUUCCUCAUGAGCUGCCCACACACCUGCUGCCACCGUCUAAAAGACACCGCAAGAACUCUGAGAUUACCGACGAUGAUUAGUCUGCAUGUCCUAAUGUUUAUGAGGACAGUGUUUAUUCAACAUGCUAGUCAUGAAUAAUGCUAAUCACUCCUAUUACACUUAACAUCGCCUAUAGCUUACAAUGGUUGGAUGAUUAAAUCCUCCGUAGACAGAAACGUCUCAAGAGCCAACUUGUUUUGAUAGUUGCCUCUGUUCCCUUGGGAAUAGCUUACCCAGUGCUUAAACAUGCUUGGUUGCUUGUAGAAAUGCCCUCAAGACUACAAAUGUCAAAACGUAAAGAGUUAGUUCACCCAAAAAUGAAAAUUCGGUCACACUUUGCAAUAAGGUUCAUUAGUUAAUGUUAAUUAAUGC
Danio rerio (zebrafish) is the source of this 2398-nucleotide messenger RNA. Lineage: Eukaryota; Metazoa; Chordata; Actinopteri; Cypriniformes; Danionidae. The record is from RefSeq and is a predicted model, not a curated record.